AUGACAUCUAAACUCACGAUCGGACUACCGAAAGCCUAUGCCGGCAAAGGAAACAAAUGCGUUCCACCCACAAAUGAUUUCCUCGCCGGGACCUGGCAUGUAACACAUUCUACCCUUCCAAUGUGGAAGGACAAACGCAACGUCAACAUCACCUACACAACGCUCCCUGCCAAUUCGUCUGGUGUAGUUAAGAUCGACGACCUUGUGAAAUAUCAAGGUAUUACUUCGGAGAAAAUUCAAUCCGUCAAAGGAGUCGAUACCCCAUCCGCAGGUAACCAGGGCGCUUGGGAUUGGCGUGGUAAAGGCUGGCUGAAGAUUGCAAGCUCUCAUUGGGAGGUUCUCGGCUUUGGCCAUACGGAUGAUGGUAACCAGUGGGUUGUCACUUAUUUCGCCAAGACUCUCUUCACGCCUGCUGGUAUUGAUAUCUAUGCCCGAAACCAGGAGGGGCUUCCUCAGGCUACCAUUGAUGAAAUUCUGCAAGCAUUGAAAGAUUUCGAAAUUAAUGAUAUUACGACCUUGGCUGAAAGCAUGUUUUCUGUUUUGCAAAAUUAG
Molecule: messenger RNA, 552 nt
Organism: Penicillium longicatenatum
Lineage: Eukaryota; Fungi; Ascomycota; Eurotiomycetes; Eurotiales; Aspergillaceae
Exons: 2
Coding region: 1-552 (183 amino acids)
Source: RefSeq, a predicted model, not a curated record